AAAACAAAACUCAAUCGCCGGCGACAAUGUCAAAGCUCACACUUUUCUUCUUUCUUUCAUCUCUCAUCUUCUCCUCAUCACUUGCUUUUCAAUCAGACGAGCUCCUCGUUGACGAUAAUGAGUUUGGUCUCGAAAGAGCGAAACCCCAAUCCACCGAACUAUACACCUCUUCUUCUUCUUCUUCUUCUCCGCAGCAGCAACAGACUUCGACUAUCCGGAGAAGGUACUCGGAUCCAGAUUUGGAUUCGAAAGUCCAAUUUACUCUCGAACAUGCCUUCGGAGACUCUGAUUUCUCCAUCGCCGGCACUUUCUCAGCUCGUCUCAAGACUUGGAGCCAUGGCGGAAAGACAUUAACGAAGCUGAGGUUCUCAAGGAAUGGUUUUUCUGAAGAAGAAAAAGAUACAUUCAAAAAUCUGCUGAAAGGAGAUGACUUUUAUAGGAUUAGAGUCCCAUCUAAUGUGAUCAUCCCACCAGGGAAAGAGUUUGUGAUUGCAUCAGUGAGAGCUAGAUGUCUACCACGGGAUGGCUUGGAUGAGCAUUUCCUUAUACACAUGGAAGGUGCCAACAUCUUGGCAGUUAGUUAUGGUUCUCUUGGGGCAUGUCAAUAUCCUCGACAGUUCAAACUUCCAGAAAAAUGGUCGUUCAACUCCCACACAAUUCUGAAGAGUAGUGAGCAAGCACCAAGAACUCCAAUAUUCACUGAGGAGAUUCAAGGCGGUGAAAAUGCAGAGGGCGAAGUUGAACCACCACCAGAGAGAUCAUUCUGGGCGAAAUAUUGGAUGUACUUGAUACCGUUGGGACUCGUAGUGAUGAACGCCGUGACACAAGCAACAAACAUGGCUGAGGAACAAACAGGUGGGCAAGCAGGAGGCUCA
This is a messenger RNA of Thlaspi arvense, 875 nucleotides long. NCBI's taxonomy places the organism in Eukaryota, Viridiplantae, Streptophyta, Magnoliopsida, Brassicales, Brassicaceae. The record is from the annotation of a GenBank genome assembly.